UGGAGGGAAAACCCUCGAAAAAUUUAAAAAAAUUCGGACAAAUGUCCCGCAAAUUAAGUCCAAAGUCCACCAACCAACGAAAAGAAUUAUUUAUUUAUUUUUAUUUACUUCCUAUUUUAAAUGUUUUCCUUUUCCCAACGAAGUAAAGCGACGGAAGAAGAGACACCAUCUACGAUGUCUCAGGGGGGCGGCGCUGGUGCCGGAGUAGGAGGCAUGGAGUUUGAUCUCUCGGAAGAGAUUCUGGCGGUGAUACCGACGGAUCCUUACGAGCAAUUGGAUCUGGCACGUAAGAUAACGUCGAUGGCUAUCGCCUCGAGAGUAUCGAAGAUGGAAACGGAGAUUGGGAGGAUGAGAGCAAAGAUUUUCGAAAAGGAUCGUAUGAUUUACGAAUUGGAAGAGAAAGUAUCAAGAUUGCAGCAAGCGAAUCAUGAGGCCGAAUCUCGAUUAAAGCUUGUUUUUGACGAAAAUAUGAAGCUUGCAAAGGAGCGUGAUUCAUUGGCAAUGACUGCAAAGAAACUUAGCCGUGAUUUAUCUAAGUUGGAGACUUUUAAGCGGCAAUUGAUGCAAUCGCUGAGUGAUGAUAAUUCAUCUCAGGCUGAAACUGUUGAUAUUGGGACCUGUGACCAGUCAGUCCCUAAAGCCUAUCCGGACAAGGAUGAUGGGGCGAGUGACUACAUGUCGCUUCGUUCUUCCAAUGGUUCGACGGACUUGGGAAGCACAACUGAUGAAGCUUCAAGAUAUGCUGGACAAAGAUUUUCUAUAACUCCAUAUAUCACACCACGGCUGACACCUACUGGAACUCCAAAAGUUAUAUCCACAAAUGGGUCCCCUAGGGGUUAUUCUACUGCUGGGUCUCCUCAGAGAACCUCUGCUGCAACAUCUCCUACCAAGUCUCAAUCUGAUGGGCGGACUUCGUUCUCCUCAUGGUACCCAUCAAGCCAGCAGUCAUCUGCAGCUAACUCUCCUCCUCGUAGGGGCUCACUGCCAGCAAGGACCCCUCGAAUUGAUGGAAAGGAAUUCUUUCGCCAGGCCAGGAGUCGACUUUCCUAUGAGCAAUUUAGUACUUUUUUGGCUAACAUCAAGGAACUGAAUGCUCAAAAGCAAACCAGAGCGGAAACUUUGAGGAAGGCAGAAGAGAUUUUUGGGACAGAUAACAAAGAUCUGUUCCUAUCAUUUCAGGGAUUGCUAAAUCGCAACAUUCACUAGAUCUUAAAUUAUCUCUUCUUGGGAUAAUUUUCCAUUACUGGUUGCUUGGUUUUAGUUGAUGGAUUUGUCCAAACAUCAAAAGAGCUGCCAUAAUGUAAUAUUAGAUGAAAGAUAAAAGCAUCAGCUUCUUUUUCUUUUUCAAGCAAAUUAAUGUGGUUUUGGGCUUUGAGACUAUAUAGCUCCUCCCAUUCAAGCAGGGAUUUUUGUGUAAAUAAAUUACUCUGCUUUUGCCUA
This is a messenger RNA of Gossypium arboreum, 1440 nucleotides long. RefSeq lists its product as uncharacterized. Lineage: Eukaryota; Viridiplantae; Streptophyta; Magnoliopsida; Malvales; Malvaceae. The transcript is spliced from 10 exons. The record is from RefSeq and is a predicted model, not a curated record. The coding region runs from base 121 to 1206 and encodes 361 amino acids.